This is a messenger RNA of Ostrea edulis (European flat oyster), 2011 nucleotides long. Its product is annotated as cyclin-O-like. Bases 136 to 1233 code for a protein of 365 amino acids. The record is from RefSeq and is a predicted model, not a curated record. Gene Ontology annotation, molecular function: cyclin-dependent protein serine/threonine kinase regulator activity. Gene Ontology annotation, biological process: regulation of cyclin-dependent protein serine/threonine kinase activity; mitotic cell cycle phase transition. Gene Ontology annotation, cellular component: nucleus; cytoplasm; centrosome. The transcript is spliced from 5 exons. Lineage: Eukaryota; Metazoa; Mollusca; Bivalvia; Ostreida; Ostreidae.
ACACGCUCGACGUUUCCGUUAGCACGAGGUUGUCACCCCUUGUCAACUUGGACUCGUCCAAUACCCCGAAUGUUUACGUUGCGUUUUGGACCCUGCCAUGCCUGCGUAAGAUAGAGAUGCUGGACUAGUAAGGUAAUGAAUGUCGCACGUGCCCCCGUUAUGGGGAGGGACGAAGGAAGACUAUGCACGUACAACCCCCGGCCACCACUGAACGUCCUGUACUUCAAACAGGGAAACGGAGAGGAUCUAGAAUUUUAUGGGAAGGAACAGGUGAUUAGCGGUCCAUGCACCCCUUCAGACACAGAUAGCUCGGAUAAUUCCCUAGUGGGUUCCGGAUAUAACGAGGGUCUUCACCUCCAAUGUCUGGAGAGUGUUUUGGACUGGAGAAUUGACAAAGUUUGUGUAACCCCUGAUGACCUCGGAAAUUUCCAGUUCCGGCCCUGUUCAAUCCAUACCACUGAACACGCCGGGUUUAUAGAGCACCUAGACGAAAUCUAUCAACACCGUCUUAGUAUUGAGUAUAAAUACCAAGUGGCGUCCUGUCUGGACAACCAACCAGAGGUGACUCCAGGCAUGCGCGGACUUUUGAUCAACUGGUUGACGGGACUUCAUCAUCAAUUGAAUCUCUGUCAGGACACUUUGUUUGUGACAGUCAACAUCGUAGAUAGAGUUCUAGAUCUCAUGCAAGCCUCGCGAGAUUACCUGCAGCUACUCGGAAUAACUUCACUAUUGAUAGCAUGUAAAUCUGAAGAAAUACACCCCCCAGAAAUCAAAGAACUUUUGAGCAGAUGUGACGACAUGUACUCGCGUGACCAGGUGAAACAACUAGAGCGGGUCAUUCUGAACGCGCUCCGAUUUGACUUGAUGGUUCCCACUUCGCAGUUCUUUUUGGAGUACUUCUCAUCUUGCGUUAUUAGUAACUUUUCUGGGUUCCACGGGGAUCGCCUCAGACAGGCACGAGCGAUGGCGAGGUGUUUGUUGGAGCUCUCUCUCCAGGACUAUGAUCUCAGUCAGCUGCGACCCUCCAUGUUGGCGCUGUGUGUGUGGAAGUCAGCCGUGGAACACGUCAAUACAGACGAUGGCAACUUCCUUCCGGAAGGCCUCUUUUUCACUCGCGAGGAUUUUCAUCAUGUAUAUCAGGAGGUCAGGCUGUUCACCGAAAAUCUUCGAAAAAGUUUUCCGGAAAUCGUCAAUAUCUGUGAUCACUACUCUAAUUUGUAUGGACACGAGUAAUUCUUCUAGUACUGAAGGGGAUUUGAAAUACGUUGAGGCUGAAGUGUUAAUGACGAUAUGACAUGAAUAUUCGUGACUAGUUGUAAUCAAUCAUGACUGAAAACAGACGCUUUGUGAAUUUCUCUUAUAUCACAUGACCCAUUGGUAGCAAAUAAUGUACAAUUUGUCUUUGACAUGUUUUUUUUUUCUUUGACGCAUUAUUGUCUUUGACGCGUUUUUCUCUUUGACGCGUUAUUGUCUUUGACGCGUUUUUUUUUCUUUGACGCGUUUUCCGUCUUUGACGCGCUUUAGUCUUUGAUGUGUUUUGUCUUUGAUGCGUUUUAAGAUUUGACGCGUUUUUGGCUUAGGUGCGUGUUGUCUUUGACUUUGACGCGUUUUCGGCUGUGGCAUAUUUUUUGGCUUUGAUGUGUUUUAGGAUUUUAUAAAAACCGGAUAAUUAUUGAUUCGUGCUUCUGGUUAUAAGGCAGUUAUAAAAAUCUUGUAAAUUAGUCAAACAAUGAUACCUGAAAGUUAAAGAAUUUUGUCAUAGAUUAUAAUUCAUGAAGGAAAAUUAUGUACACAUGUGUGUUUCAUUACAAACGUCUGUUAUAAUAUAUAAAGGAACAUUAAGAGUAUUUCAUUACAAAUUUCUGUUAUAAUUGAUAUAGGAACAUUAAGAGUAUUUCAUUACAAACUUCUGUUAUAAUAUAUAAAGGAACAUUAAGAGUAUUUCAUUACAAAUUUCUGUUUUUACAUUUUUGUAUAUGUUCUGUUAAACAUACAAGUGCUGAAGUUUGUC